Messenger RNA from Tinamus guttatus (white-throated tinamou), 1173 nucleotides. The record is from RefSeq and is a predicted model, not a curated record. Lineage: Eukaryota; Metazoa; Chordata; Aves; Tinamiformes; Tinamidae.
AUGGAUGGCCUAGAUGUAGCCUUCCCCAUUUACAAAUACACAAGAAGCUAUUCAGCAAAUUCCCUUUUUUUUGCUGUGUGUCUUGCAGGUAUUCGUUACAGUAUGGAUGUUAGCGUGGAUGAAGUGAAAGCCUUGGCAUCUCUAAUGACAUACAAAUGUGCUGUGGUUGAUGUGCCAUUUGGUGGGGCAAAGGCUGGUGUCAAGAUCAAUCCCAAGAACUACACAGAUAAUGAAUUGGAAAAGAUCACGAGAAGAUUUACCAUGGAGCUAGCAAAAAAGGGUUUCAUUGGACCUGGUGUUGAUGUGCCUGCUCCCGACAUGAGCACAGGGGAGAGGGAGAUGUCCUGGAUUGCUGACACCUAUGCCAGUACCAUAGGACACUAUGACAUUAAUGCACACGCAUGCGUCACUGGUAAGCCCAUCAGCCAAGGUGGGAUCCAUGGACGUAUUUCCGCAACUGGUCGUGGGCUCUUCCAUGGAAUUGAAAACUUCAUCAAUGAAGCAUCAUACAUGAGUAUAUUGGGAAUGACUCCUGGCUUUGGAGAUAAAACAUUUGCUGUUCAGGGGUUUGGUAACGUGGGCUUGCAUUCUAUGAGAUACUUGCAUCGUUUUGGAGCAAAAUGUGUCGCUGUUGGAGAGUUCAAUGGUUCUAUCUGGAAUCCCGAUGGGAUUGACCCGAAGGAACUAGAAGAUUACAAAUUGCAACACGGGACAAUCAUGGGCUACCCCAAAGCACAGCAACUGGAUGGCAGCAUCUUGGAGAUCGACUGCGACAUUCUCAUCCCUGCUGCCAGCGAGAAGCAGUUGACCAAGGCCAAUGCUCACAAGGUCAAAGCGAAAAUUAUUGCCGAAGGUGCCAAUGGGCCUACAACCCCUGAAGCUGACAAAAUCUUCCUGGAGCGGAACAUCAUGGUUAUCCCUGAUCUCUACUUGAAUGCUGGUGGUGUGACAGUCUCCUAUUUUGAGUGGCUGAAAAACUUGAACCACGUCAGUUAUGGCCGCUUGACUUUUAAAUACGAAAGGGAUUCAAACUACCACUUGCUCAUGUCUGUCCAGGAAAGCUUGGAAAGAAAAUUUGGGAAGCAUGGUGGAACUAUUCCAGUGGUGCCUACAGCAGAAUUUCAGGACAGGAUAUCAGUGAGUAGUUGCUGUGUUUUUUGGCUGUUCCUGUAG